CUGGUCAGACCCCGCCCACUCUUCCAGCUCUGUCUGCGGGGCUGGCGCGUCGGCUCAGGUCAGCCGCUGGGCUUUUUUCUUCUUCAGCCCAACAUGAAGGAGUCACCUGGACGCGCAGGGCUGGAUAAACGGCAGCUUUAGCAGGCCUCUUCCCCGCGUCUUGUUGAAGGGAGGCGAGAGUCCAGGAGAGCGACAGGUGCACCGUCCGCAGGGUUAAUUUAACACUCAGAAGUUAUGUCGGCGGACAUUCUGCAGCGAAUCAGCACCUUGACGCUGAGUGUCAAGCAGCUCGGCCGACUCCCUCGCCUCUCGGACCUCCUCCCUUCCUCCCUGCCGUCGCCCCGCCCCACCGUCUCUGCCUCCCAGGUCCCCGCCCUGUUCCAAGAGCCCUACAUCCUGACGGGCUACCGCCCCAUCCAGCAGGACUGGCGCUGCUACCUCCUGAGCCUCUUCCAGUGCCACAACGAGUCGCUGAACGUGUGGACUCAUUUGCUGGCUGCCCCGGUGCUGCUGCUCCUCUGGUGGGCCAACGCGGAUGCCCUGGGGUACGCCUUGGAUGCGGCCUCCGUGCCCCUCGCCCUCUUCAUGGCGUCCUCUCUCGCGUACCUGUGCCUGAGCACGGCGGCUCACCUGCUGCAGUCCCACUCCGAGCGGGCGCACUACUUUUUCUUCUUUUUGGACUACGUGGGCGUGGCUGUGUACCAGUAUGGCUGCUCGCUCGGCCAUUACUUCUACUCGUCUGAGCAGGGGUGGAGGGAAGUCAUCGGGAUGCUGUUUCUGCCCGGGGCCGCCUUCUUCGGGUGGCUCUCCUGCGCCGGCUGCUGUUUCGCCAAGGCCAGGUACAGGCGGCCAUAUCCGCCGCAGCGUAAAAUCUGCCAGCUGAUCCCCACCAGCCUUGCCUAUGUGCUGGACAUCAGCCCCAUAGCCCACCGUCUGCUCUCCGCCUCCUGGACGCAGGAGGCCUCCCUCCCCUUCCACGCUCUGCAGGUUGCCUCGUUCCUUCUGGCCGCCUUCUUCUUCUCCUGCCCCGUUCCGGAACGUUUUUUUCCAGGUCGCUGUGACUUCGUGGGCCAGGGUCACCAGGUCUUCCACGUGUUCCUGUCCCUGUGCACCAUGUUCCAGUUGGAGGCGUUGUUCCUGGACUAUGCCAGGCGGCGGGACACGGUGCUGGACGUGUUCGGAGAGAGGCAGCUGUGGUGGGCUUGCGUCUCCUUCCCCGCUCUGUGUGUGUGUUGCGUUCUCACCGCUCUCAUCGCCAUGAGGCACAUGGACAAAGAACUGCAGAGAGCAAAUAAGGACAAGUGACAAUGUGCGUGCGCAAAAAAGAACCAAUGGAAUUGUUAGGAUACUCAACUGAAAUCAACCUUCUUAAUUUAUGUAUUUAAGCGGCUGUGUCUCUGAAGAAUGUGAUUAAUUUUAUUAUUCAAACAAUAAAGCCAUUUUUAACAGAA
Messenger RNA from Fundulus heteroclitus (mummichog), 1451 nucleotides. Its product is annotated as progestin and adipoQ receptor family member VIII. Gene Ontology annotation, biological process: response to steroid hormone. The record is from RefSeq and is a predicted model, not a curated record. The transcript has 2 exons. Lineage: Eukaryota; Metazoa; Chordata; Actinopteri; Cyprinodontiformes; Fundulidae. Gene Ontology annotation, cellular component: plasma membrane. Bases 235 to 1305 code for a protein of 356 amino acids. Gene Ontology annotation, molecular function: steroid binding; nuclear steroid receptor activity.